Molecule: messenger RNA, 1380 nt
Organism: Vigna unguiculata (cowpea)
Lineage: Eukaryota; Viridiplantae; Streptophyta; Magnoliopsida; Fabales; Fabaceae
Product: transcription factor MYB12-like
Source: RefSeq, a predicted model, not a curated record
ACCGCCACAAUAAGGUGGCACAUAAAUAAACUCAAACAUGCAUACACGCAGGCCCUAGCAGUGCCAGCACAAUUCAAAUGAAGUGAAAGAGGUAGCGUCUUUCAAAUCAGCAUUAUUGCACCACCGUGUAUUUAUGUAGAGGCAGAGAGUGAGGAAGUUGCAGAAGUGAGAGACAUGGGGAGGGCUCCUUGUUGUGAGAAAGUGGGAUUGAAGAAGGGGAGGUGGACAGCGGAGGAGGAUGGAAUCUUGACCAAGUACAUUCAGGCCAAUGGAGAAGGUUCUUGGAGGACGCUGCCAAAAAAUGCAGGAUUGUUAAGAUGUGGCAAGAGUUGCAGGUUAAGGUGGAUUAACUAUUUGAGAGCUGAUCUAAAGAGAGGGGACAUUUCUGUCGAAGAAGAAAACACCAUUGUUAAGUUGCAUGCUUCGUUAGGCAACAGGUGGUCCUUGAUAGCAAGUCACUUGCCUGGAAGAACCGACAACGAGAUAAAAAAUUACUGGAACUCUCACCUAAGCAGAAAAAUUUACACUUUCCGAGGCACAACCACUACCAAACCAGACACGAUCACUCUCACUCUACCUCCCAAGCGGAAACGUGGUAGGACCAGUCGCUGGGCCAUGAAGAAGAACAAAACCAAAACAGCACCUCCCUUAGCAGCAGUUCCUCUCCCACCAACACCGCCACUAGAGGCCGAGAAACAUUCCUCCACCCAUGAAAAUACUAAUCAUACCCAAGAAGAAGAAAAUGUAGGCACUAAUGGAAUGUGGGUAGAGGGUGAGAAAGAAAUAACGAAGAAUGAGGGUGACAUAUGGGGACCCUAUGAGAAGGAAGUUAUUAAUGGGGGAGAGGGGGAUCAGGUGUUGAGUUUUGAAUCUUUCAACGACAUCUUCGACACUUACUGCCCACAAGCAAGUGGGUGUUGGACCAUUUCUGAUGAAGGUUGCAGAGAGAGCAGUGAAGUGGUUGGGAAUAAAACUUGUGACCACACCGUUAUGUCGAGUGGUCGGGAAAAGCAGUGCUUUUGUUCUUCUUCGGUGGUGCUGGAUCAUAAGGACGAGUCUUUGUCAUGGGAGCGGCAUCAGAAUCUCCUCUCUUGGCUUUGCGAAGAUGAAGACUGGGACAAGGAUUUGCAGAGCGUUGGUGAGAUUGAUCCUCAGAAACAAAAGGACAUGGUUGAUUGGUUUCUCUCUUGAGACCAACCUCUUCUUGCAUCUCCUCGCCACUUUAGUUUUGGACCUUAACAAAGACCAUGUGUUUCUUCUUGCCUUUUUUUUUCUUCUUCCUUCCCUUUCUUUUUCGGAUGUAAAAUCUGUAGACAUUCUAGGGAAUCUUUUGUGUUAGCUUAAAAUGUGAAUACAUAGUACUUCUAGUGUACAACUGAA